Ooceraea biroi (clonal raider ant) is the source of this 2592-nucleotide messenger RNA. Its product is annotated as glutamic acid-rich protein. Lineage: Eukaryota; Metazoa; Arthropoda; Insecta; Hymenoptera; Formicidae. The record is from RefSeq and is a predicted model, not a curated record.
AGCAGUCGCGGCGGUCGUGGCGUUCGAAAAUUCAAAUUCCUCAGGGCGAUUGACGGUGCUCGGACUCGAACGCGGAGGAAGCGUGCGCUGGUCGAAGAAUGUCCGGCGACGUGCAGCCGCGAAGACGGAAGGAGAAGCGGCGCAAAAAAGAUGAUGAAGAUACUGGAACCCCACCGCCUACUUUGAUCAGUCCAACCAAUACCGCCACUGAAGAUGUCAGCAUUCACAUCUACAAAGAAAGCAGUACCGGCGGUCAUUGGUGCGCGCGGAUUAUAUUCUUCGCUUUACUAGCUGUUCUUGUCGGAUUGAUCGGUAUAAUAAUAUUUGAACACAGAGGGACUGCGGAUGUCGAUACGCCGGUAGCGUCGUCACGCUGGGCAAACAUAUUCGAAGGUUGGGUAGACGAUUCACCGGCUAAUCGUAAUGGCAUAUCGCACGAUCAGGAGGAAGAAACGGCGGAAGCGAGUGAAGAGACAUUAGAAGAGGGAGAAAAGGAAGGACGUGAAGAAGAAGAAGAAGAAUCGGUGGAAGGAGAGCAGGAUGAAGAAGAAGAUGAGGAGAAAAAAGGAGAAACACAAGAUACGGAGGAAGAUGAAGGAAUUGGAGAGGAGGAAGAAGAAGCCGGAGACGACAACGCGGAGACUGAAGAAGCAGCAAACGUGAGCGAAAGCAAGGAGAACGAAGAAGAGGAUGAAGGUAUCGAAGAAGGGGAAGCCAAUGAUGAAGAUGAAAACGCACAGGAAGAAUUUGACGAUGCCGGCGUAUUGGAGGAAGUUGACGAGACGGACGAGGAAAACGACAUAGCGGAUAAUUUUGAUAUGGAGCUGGACGCGAGUACAGAAAUGACUGAUAACUCGCCAGAAGAGAAGGAGUAUAUGUCCGAGGAAUUUGCAGGUAUUCCCGGCGUUAAUGAAAUUGACGAUAACAGUGCCGAACCUCUGGAAGAGAUAGAAGGUGAAGAACUAGAGGAAGAUGUAAAUGAUGCGGAAGAUAGCGAAUCCGAGGAGGAGGAAGAAAUCGAGGAGGAAUCGACCAGCGUGCCUGUGAAGUUCGGAGUCGGUGUUGCACUAGUCGUUGCUGCGCAUUUUGUUCUCGUUAGACGAUGGAACAAUGUUGAUAUUGGUACUUGGGCUGAUUUGUCAAGACGUAAUACAAUAGUACCGCCUCCCCAUGUCAAGCAAGUAAUUAAAGCAGCUGAGAAAGUGGACAAAGCAUUCGUAGAAGCGAAAGUGAAAACUUACCAAGAUUUGAAAUCCAAGUACGAUAAAUUGCAAGACGAGACUGUGUCCUUGUCCGACAUAAAAAAACUAAUCCCGCAAGAUGAAGAGGUACGAGUAAAAGAGACAAAGUCAGCACCAAGUGCAGCUAAAGAAGAAACUAAUCGGAAUCAAUCUAAAGCAAUAUCAUCCGAAGAAGAGGAAGAUGAGGAAGAUUAUGAAUUAGAGACGUCAGAAGGCGAGCGUAUCUCCGGAGCAGAAGAAUACGAUGAGGACCAAGAAGAUGAAGAAGAAGAAGAAGAGGAAGACGAAGAAAUCGAAAAUGUUGAUGACUCAGAACUAAUAGCUAAGCUUGAAGCGAAAUAUGGAAAAUUACCCACUCCACAAGGUAGCGAAGUUGAAGAAGAAGAGGAAGAAGAGGAGGAAGAGGAAGAGGAAGAAGAGGAAAGGGAGGGAGAUGAUGAAAUGCCAAAAUGGAAACGUGUUCAAGCGCCAAAGGAAUCACACGUGGAGCCUCAAACAGCAUCCACUCGUCAGGCAGGAAUGAAAACUGAGCGAGCAAAUCCAAGUGGUCAAUCCAAAAGCGGAGGAAGAGCUUAUGAUGAUCUUAGCAAUGUGUCAAAUACAGACGAUGUGGUUACGUACGAAGAAGAUGAUUCAGAAUUCCAAGUUGGUAGAGAAUUUUACAAUUAGAGAAAAAAUAUAUACGUUGUAAAAUAAUUUUGAUAAACACACUUGUUUCCUUACCGGGGUGUCACUGUUAUCUUUGCAAAUGAUGUUACGUAUGCGAUGUUAUUAAGACAUUAUUAACACGACGUGUGUGUGUGUGUGUGAUCUGCGAAAAUUGUCAUUAUACAAUGACAAAUAUUGAAGUUAUCAUUGAAAUAUGAUAUAUAUGUACAUAGUGCUCUAAACUGAUGAAAUUCAUUUCCUUCUCAUUACGCACCUUUAAUUUAUUUUUAUCUAUAAAGACAAUAUAUGUACAGCUGAAUGGCCACGCUUUUUUCGCGGUGCUCGGAUAUACUGACGCAUGAAAACUCUCACGAGGUUAAUUCAAAAUGAUUGCGAUGUAAGAAAAGUAUAGUUUUGUUAUACAUAUAAGAUUAUUUUAUUCAAUUCUGAGAUAUAUUCGGAGCAUUUUACAAAGACAUUAUAUUCUUUGCGCAAACAGAACUUAUUUAAAGAAGACAAGAUCUACAUAGUUCCAUAUUGUUCAUUAUUGUAUAUGUACAUUUUUUGAAAAUAUAUAUAUGGUAUGUAUUUAAAAGAUGUGAAAUAAUCACAAUGUUCAUGUAAAUUUCAGUAAUCGACGGUGUACUUGAACUAUAAUUUGUGUCACUCGGCACAAAAACACGUUAUAAAUAUAUCGUACAAC